Molecule: messenger RNA, 2605 nt
Organism: Salvia hispanica
Lineage: Eukaryota; Viridiplantae; Streptophyta; Magnoliopsida; Lamiales; Lamiaceae
Product: hydroxyproline-rich glycoprotein family protein
Biological process (GO): mRNA catabolic process
Molecular function (GO): demethylase activity; mRNA binding
Source: RefSeq, a predicted model, not a curated record
CCCCCAUAAAAACGCACAACACAACACACAGUAAAAACGAAGAGAAGAAAGAGCACCAUUUAAGACCAGCGUGUUUCACAAGCGAUUUUCUCUCAGAUCUUAGUUUUUUCACACACUGAUUUCCUCCUUAUCACGUUCCUCUCAGAUCUGAAAUUCGCAUCCGUACUACUACUAUUACUGCACACACACACACAUUGCGGUAGAACAAUCCUUCUCACAAUCGUCUCCCAAAUUUUAACCAAUUUUACGUAUUUAACCCGAUCGCAGAUCUGGUGAACACCUCACAAUGAGCUAAAUUCGUAUCUGAACGCGUUAACGUAUUGAUCAAAUACGCAAUUCUACAUAUAUAAACUGCGAAUAUUGUGAUUGUUGUACAAAAUAUAUAUAGGCGUAGAGGUUGUCGGCAUUGGCUUAUAUAGUGUGCAGUGUAAUAUCUGUUGCUAUGGCGAUGCAAUCGGGGGCUAUGGUGGUGCCUGAUAAAAUCCCGGUGCAAUGGUACAACCACCAGCAACAGCCGCCGCAUUAUCAGGUGGAUGAGAGGGAGGGGUGUUUGAUGUGGCUGAGAGGUGAAUUUGCAGCUGCCAACGCGAUAAUCGACGCGCUGUGCCACCAUUUGAUGGCGGUGGGUGAGCCUGGGGAAUAUGAGGGUGUGAUAGGGUCCGUUCAGCAGAGGAGGUGUAAUUGGAAUCCAAUUUUGCAUAUGCAGCAGUACUACUCGGUGGCGGAUGUUGUUUAUGCGCUGCAGCAGGUUGGUUGGAGGAGGUCGCAGAAGGUGGUGGGGUUUGAGGGGGGUGCGCCUGCGAGGAUGGGUGGUGGAGGAGGAGGAGGGAAUGAGUUUAGGAGAGGAGGAGGCAGGGGACAGAGAGGGGGACUUGAGGUGCAGAAUUUUGGUGGAGAGAUGAACAAGAAGGAUCUCAACAAUGGCUACUGUAAAAGCAAUCUGAAAAUGAUUGAGAAACUGGAUGAAGGGGACAAGGCAAAGGUGGAGAAGGAGGAGGAUUCAGAAGUGACGGGACUCGAUGAAAAAUCUGAAGAAAAUGGUACAGCAACAACACAGAGAAGUACACAAGAAGCUGUUGCUCAUGCAGAUGCUGAGGCGGAGGACAGGGGGUCUUGCAAUAUGGAUGGAUCUGGAUUAGUCGAGAAAUCGAACCUUGAAGUUUCUCCAAAAUCUUUUGUUGCUUCUGAGAUAUGUGAUGGAAUAUCAGUUAAUAUAGCUGAAGGACUUAAGCUCUAUGAAGAUUUAUUUGAUGAUUCAGAAAUUUUAAAGCUAAAUAAUCUGGUAAACGAUUUGAGAGCUGCUGGGAAGCGAGGGCAGCUGCAAGGUCAAACUUUUGUUGCUUUAAAGAGACCCAUGAAGGGACAUGGAAGAGAGAUGAUUCAAUUGGGUGUCCCCAUUGCAGACGCACCUCCUGAAGACGAAGUUGCUUCAGGAACUUCUAGAGAUCCAAAAAUUGAGCCCAUCCCGGUGGCGCUGCAAGAUGUUGUUGAACGGUUACUUAAUAAAAAUGUUGUUAGCACCAAACCGGACUCAGCCAUCAUUGAUAUCUUUAAUGAGGGUGAUCACUCUCAGCCUAAUAUCUGGCCACAAUGGUUUGGAAGGCCUGUGUGUGUAAUAUCCUUGACAGUGUGUGAGAUGUCCUUCGGUAAGGCAAUGCCAGUGGAUAAUCCAGGAAGCUAUCGCUGUGCUUUGAAACUCUCUCUUUCACCAGGAUCAACUAUCGUAAUGCAAGGGAGAUCUGCAGAUGUUGCCAGGCAUGCGAUACCGUCCCUGCAGAGACAGCGAAUGCUUGUUACAUUGGUGAAGUCGCAAUCUAAGAAAACCAUUGGCGGUGAUGCUCACCGUAUUCUACCUCCUACCACCCCUUGGGUUCCACCCCCUAGUAGGCCACCAAGUCAUAUUCGCCCCGGUGCUGCAAAAUAUUUUGGCCCUGUACCACCCACUGGUGUAUCACCUGCUCAUCAGCAGCUACCCCCACCUAAUGGAAUCCAGGUCCAACCAAUGUUUGUAUCUGCCCCUGUAGCACCAGGCAUAGCGUAUCCGGCACCAGUUGCUCUCCCUCCUACAUCUGCUGGAUGGCCUGCAGCUCCUCCACGGCAUCCUAAGCCUCGCCUGCCAGUCCCCGGCACAGGAGUUUUCCUUCCAUCACAGGGCUCCAGUAAACCAUCAAAUCAGACCGCAGCAACUGAAAACAAUAGCAUGGAGACUUUAGGCAGUGCAGAGGAGAACAGUGCAGGGAAAUCAAAUGGUUCUCUCUCCUCCCCAAAAGUUGACGGUGAAGCCACAAAACAGGAGUACAGUGGCAGCAGUGACAAAUCGAAGGAUGACGAGCAGGAAUGCUCAGGUGGGGCAGUUUAGUUAGAAAAGCAAAGAGAAGGUUGGAGGUCUCAUUCAUGUACUGGCAAAGGAGUUGAUAGUUGAAUGAAAAUGUAAAGAACGGAAAAUACUAGGAUAUUUUUGGUGAUGAGACUUUUAGUGAUGGGUGGAAGGAGCUUAUUCAUUUUUGAGCUCCCUUCAUUCUCUCCUACUUUUUUGGCAAUGUAUACUUGGACAUUACAUGGAACAUUUCUCGACCAUUGAAUUAAGCCUCUAUUUUCUGGCUUA